AUGAACCAUAAAAUUCAAACCCUUGCUGCGUCUCUCGAUAAUCUUUCUACAAACCUUCGCUCGAUUCCACUCGAUGUGAUUGAGAAACAAGGAGAGUUCGUAGAUGGUUUGCGGAAAAACGCAUUAGAUCAGCUCCGAUCCGGCUUCAUCCCUUCUUCGACGUCGGAUCUGAAGGAAUUCUCGCAGGAUGCUUACCUUAUCCUCCAAUCAGUCGAAAAGGCCCUUGCGCGCGCGCGUUGUGUCCUCGAAACACUCACGGAAGGAGAAAAUAUGACUGGAGAGGCGGUUAGCUGCUCACAAACCCUCAUAUACUCCCCCAUCCGCAAUCUUCCUCCAGAAAUCUUAUUGAAGGUGUUUAAUUUCUACAUCUUUCCUUCUCGGAAUUCCCGUCGAGAUGAAAAUGCAUUGAGUCUGGCGUGGGAUCACGAUGACCAGUGGCACUGUCAGAUUUCAUGCCCAACUAUGAGGCUUAGCUGGGUGUGCUCUUACUGGCAUCAAAUUUUGCUAUCGCAACCCACUUUCUGGUCCUCAUUGUACCUUGGCCCCGUUGCUGAGGACUCACAAGCUGAGGACCAGAUUAACAAGUUCAUGAAAAUUGCUCCACAAUAUAUAUCUCGCUCAAGAGAUGAGCUGCUCAAGUUUCUCAUCGUGGAUUUUAGUUAUUCUUACUAUUCAGAAAUAGUACUACUCCUCGACGUACUACUUGACCAUCGUGUCCAAUGGCAUCAUGUGGUUCUGGGCAUUGAACUUCAAAAUUGGUAUCCACAAGCUCAUAAGAGACUCGGCUUUCUCAAUAUUGGGAAUGUAGCUCCCGAUGACCUCCAAGUGUCAUUUCCAAAUCUUGUUCACCUAGAAACACAUUUAUCACCGCUAUCAUAUUUCUGA
Molecule: messenger RNA, 885 nt
Organism: Lentinula edodes (shiitake mushroom)
Lineage: Eukaryota; Fungi; Basidiomycota; Agaricomycetes; Agaricales; Omphalotaceae
Exons: 1
Coding region: 1-885 (294 amino acids)
Source: RefSeq, a predicted model, not a curated record